GAUCUUGCUGACUUGCUCGGGUGAUGAGUGAGCCCGAAGACUCGAAUGUAGUAGACCAAACCAGUACUACUGAGGAAAAGUUAGAGUCUCUUAAAGCUUCCUGCGAAUCCUCUCUUUCUCUGGUACACAAGGACAGUCUUCUUACGCUCGUAAAUGCAGUUACACAACCCGAGACAGGUCAAACCCUAGGAGACUCACUCUCUCUUCUCUUCUCUCAUUUCAACUCUUCCUCUGACUCUUCUCAAUCUCUUGCUUUAUGCUCUGCCUUCAUUCUUGGGUGCCUCUCUGCUCUGGGCUGGGAGAAAGGAGAGUUAGUGGACCAGUUAGAAUCUAAAGCUGAUGUGACCUUUUCUUUGGAAACCUCUUAUCCUGAAGUAUGGAGGAGGGCAAAUGAGAUGAAGGAGACGAUCAGAAGAGACGUUUCUUUGAUUGGUACUGGAAUUGAUACGCCACUCCUCGAUUUUUAUGUCAAAUUGAUCUGUUUGUCACUCUAUAAGACGCUCUUACCCUUACCCACUUCGAAUGAGCCAGAGACAUUUUACGAAAUUUUUGACCGCUUAUUGUUGUUUACUUUGUCUGAAAGUGCUAGCAUCAUUCACUCGAUUCUUUGUUAUUUCAACUGCAAUGAGAAAGAGGUAUCUAGGCUAAGCCCAUACUUGAUACCAGGCUUUGAUUUACGUGCAUCAUAUCCCGAGAUAUACUUUAGAUUAAGGGUUGCAAAGUUCUUGUAUCAUUUGGGAGAGGAGCGGUGCAAAUUGGCAAUGAUGACUUUCUCUAGUCUCUACUUGAAUAAUGAAACCAUUGACAGACAUUCUCCACUGGAAUUUGUUGGAUUAAUAUUUGAUCAUGGGCAAGCAGAUGUAGCAAAGCUGAACAAGCUAGCAGAGUCCUUCAAUCAGCCAAACUAUUUUGAUGUAUGUACACAGCAAGAGAAUGGAGGCACAUGCAAAUCUCCUGAUACAGAUUUCUCAUCGUCAGUCACACCCAUUGGAAGCGAUAUUACAACUCAUCGUGAAGCUACACCUAGCUCAUUAAACGAAGUAUCAAAAGCAAGAAUGUCUUUUAUGGUCAGCCGUCAUCAUCCAGAAGAAGGUGACUUGGCAAAGUUAAAUAAAUUUAUUUCAGAUCAUUUUAGUAUUAAUGCUGAAGUUCUUCCUCCUACAAUUGAACAUAGAAAUUCUGCAGUCACAUUAACUCAAAAUGACCAUAAUGUACAUAGUGCUGCCCCUGACACUUCUUCUAUUACUCCUCUUGUUGUUUCUGAGGAAGAUUCUUGUUGCAAGAGACACUGGAAGAAAAUAGCCCUGAUUAUUAUUAUGAUAAUCAUUGCUGUGAUACUCGGAGGUGUUUCUGCUGGAUUUCAUUGGAGUCCACCCUCCCCCCGUAACUCUUCUACAAUGACAAGUGCUAUUAUAUAUGGAAAGAACAGUUAUCCGGUACUCCUUGGUACAUUUGAGAAUACCUGCGUUCACCUCCCUGGUUCUGUAAAUGUUAUGCUUGUUUCAGCUAAUGUUCCUCUUAACACGUCAGUACAUGAAUUAUCUCCUGUCCCGUACUGUCCACCUAGUCCUUAUAUAGUUCAAUGCAAUGAGUACGAGUACAACGGACGAGGUGUUCCGAUAAAUUUAGGCCCUGGCUCAAAGCUGGUCUAUAACAUGAGACUGAAGCGACGUGAACACAUUACAUCACCUAACAGUUCCUCUGCCUCCUCCUCCUCCUAUAAUGAUAAGAAUGAUGAUUGUGUUAGAUUGUAUCUUGGACGUUAUUCUGAGAAGUCGCUAGAUCAUGUACUUAAUCUGACAGGACGCUGUAACCAGGAUGAUAGUAUUGUCGCUCAGUCUCAGUGUCUCAGAUUAGAGCCUAAUGAGUCAGUGAUUAAUAUACUGGUAGUAUUCAAUAUCACUCGUCAAGAUGAUUAUUACGUUGUGUAUGAGACCUCUGGUGUUUAUUCGUUUGGAACAGUGAUCACAGGAUCACAGGUGUUCUAUGAUGUAUCAAGGAGUGAUAGGGUCUGUACUGCUGGCAAUGGUGUGUGCAGUAUUGGCUCUUGUGGUUACUCGUUUUGGGACUUUCGCUCGUGUUCUGAUGCUGUUGAUGGAUAUAAUAAUACAUUUAAUGUAUUGAUACAGUCUGCUAAUGACAGUGACGUUUUAGUUAAUAUUACUAGUGAUGAUAGUGAGUCACCAGGUUAUAGUUGUACUGCUACUGCUUCAUUUAUCGGAGCAAUGGUCAUCAUUGGAUUGUUGUUGAUAGUCAUAUUCUUUUGUAUUUUUGUAUGGUGCUAUAGAAGAGAUGAAAAAGAAACUGUCAGUUAUGGCAGUUAUGGCACCUUUUAAGACCAAUGAACUUACUAGUUAUGUAAAUCAAGUGUUAAAAUUAUAGGUUUUUAACUUUAUUUUCAUAUUAUUGUUUAUUUAAACUGUUCACUAGAAAAAUGCCAAAUUUUACUUCAAAAUGAUAUUUAUGGUCUAUA
Messenger RNA from Amphimedon queenslandica, 2473 nucleotides. RefSeq lists its product as uncharacterized. The record is from RefSeq and is a predicted model, not a curated record. Lineage: Eukaryota; Metazoa; Porifera; Demospongiae; Haplosclerida; Niphatidae. The coding region runs from base 24 to 2336 and encodes 770 amino acids. The transcript is spliced from 8 exons.